Messenger RNA from Girardinichthys multiradiatus, 1818 nucleotides. RefSeq names its product post-GPI attachment to proteins 2 (gene pgap2). The transcript has 5 exons. Gene Ontology annotation, cellular component: endoplasmic reticulum membrane; Golgi membrane. The coding region runs from base 297 to 950 and encodes 217 amino acids. The record is from RefSeq and is a predicted model, not a curated record. Gene Ontology annotation, biological process: GPI anchor biosynthetic process. Lineage: Eukaryota; Metazoa; Chordata; Actinopteri; Cyprinodontiformes; Goodeidae.
UGAAGGGUGAGGCAGGGCCGGAAGUUGGUUCAUUUAGCUGACGGUAGAAAGCGGGGCAGCUUGUUUGGGACAGAACCAUUAACCUUUGACUGAUAAAAGAACCCAAAGCGUCUCUGGGACUUUGGACGGAUCAGAAGGACUUUAGAGAAGCUGUGGGGGUCGAGGACAGGUGGUUUACCCGCCGAGGAGCCGCGGAGCAACUGGACCAAAGUUCGGAGCUAACCUGAGCUAGCGGGAUCAAUGGGACCGAGGCGGAGUAGCUGACCGAACCGAACCGGAGCGGAUCCCUGUAAAGGAUGCUCCAGGGCCCGUUGAGCAACCUGGACCGGGACCGGCCUCUCAUCCGGGUGCCCUUCACCAUCUUUGCUGUGGCGACGGUUCUACUCCCUCUGACGGGCCUCCUGGUCUGUCUCAUCACCUCGCUGCUGUACCACUACGAGGACUCCACCUACACCCACUGUCAGGUGUCCAACUACCUCCCGUCCAUCAGCUCCGCCAUCAGCCGCGUCCCCGAGCUCUACAUCUGGCGCAGCUGCAUCGGCCUCCACUCGGCGCCGCGCUACCUGGUGACCGUGGCCUACUUUAACUUCUACCGUGGCCGCUUCGCCGCCCGGCUGCCGGAGCUGCUGCUGAGCUGCCUGGCUCUCAUCUGCUGCGUGGCUGAGAACACGGGCCUGGUGCUGCUGACCUACGUGGCGUCCACAGAAGCCUACAAGGUUCAUAAAUACGGCUUCAUCGUGUUCAUCGCCUGCUCGCAGCUGCACAUGCUCAUUACAUGCAGACUGUGGUAUGUGAUCAAGAGGACCUACGUCAGUCCAGAGGAGAAAACAUCCUUCCUGUGGAAGGUCCGCAUCUUCCUGUUCAACAUCAGCUGCUGCGCCGCCGCCGCCUACUUCUUCAGGCGCCACAACAAGUACUGCGAGACAGGAGGUGAGUCCAGCCGCUGCUGAUCACACCACUGUUGUCCUCCUGAAUACGCUGACUCCUUCUGUUCCCGUCCUCCAGUCUACACGCUGUUCGCCCUCUUCGAGUACCUGGUGGUCUUCUCCAACAUGGCCUUCCACAUGACCGCCUUCUGGGACUUUGGGAGCACUCAGGUGAUGGUGGCCACGCUGCCGGAGGACAAAAGAUACUGAUCUUGGACCAGCUGGAGGGACAGCAGGGACAUGGACAAAGACUGAUUCUGUUUUAUUAUUAUAAGGUUCUGAUGUAAAACAGAACAAGGUCCAGGAUCUUCUGACAGCUUUGAACACGGUUCAGUCACAGAUAGAAACCCAACAACCUGUUCCAGUUCAGAUGAACCAUUUUUAACAUCUUAUAGACAGAACCAUCUAACCAGAACUUUGAAGAGAACAGAAAAUCUUUAGCUCUUCAUGCUUCUGUGGAACAUCUCCUGAUGGAAAUACCAAAAUAAACCCGUUCAGGAUGUUCUGAAAUGUUCUAGAGUGGUGAAGAACAUUUCUUCUCAGAAUCAGUCCUGAUUCUGAGAGUUCAGCUGAAGCUGCUGCAGAUGACGUUCAACAUGCUGUUAAAUUAGAAUCCCGGAGGGUUAACUGUUCUGGGGCAUGAAACCGGGUCUGGGACGGGAUGAGAACGUGUUUCCUGAAACAUUCCAACCUUCUGUUUAGGUUUGUGUGGAGGAGGAGGAGAAUGAUGAAGAUUUCAGGUCUGAUGGGAUCCAAUCAGGAAGAAGAAGAACCAUGUUGAUGCAACAGAACCGGUAUCAGACGGGAAUGAAAGGAUGUUUUCUGAUUUCCAGCUGAAGUGAAUUUAUUGCAAUUUAAUUUAAAAGGUGAAAUAAAUGAAUUCUGCAAAGAA